CCAGAGGAGGCGGGUCCAGGAAGCAGGUCGAGCGGUGGCGCGCCCAUUCAUCUCCCUUUCCGCUCCUGUCACUCUCGGUGCCUUCUGAUGUGUGAAGACCAGCUAUGGAAAAAUGGAGCUCAAUGACAAUUACUGUGUUAUUAGGACUUACUAUCCGUUGGGCUGUGUCCCUUGGUUCUUAUUCAGGUGCAGGGAAGCCACCUAUGUAUGGGGACUAUGAAGCUCAAAGACACUGGCAAGAGAUUACUUAUAACCUGCCAGUCAAACACUGGUACUUCAACACCACUGAUAAUAAUUUGCAGUACUGGGGCCUCGACUACCCACCUCUUACUGCUUAUCACAGUCUUUUGUGUGCUUAUGUAGCGCAAUUAAUAGAUCCAAGUUGGGUCGCUCUCCACACAUCUCAUGGGUAUGAGAGCCAGCCACACAAGUUAUUCAUGCGUACAACAGUUCUUGUUGCAGAUUUGCUGAUUUAUAUACCAGCAGUAGUCUUAUACUGCUAUUAUUUAAAAGACACAUCAAACAACAAAAAGAUUUCUAGUGCUCUCUGCAUAUUGCUUUAUCCAGGCCUCAUUUUGAUUGAUUAUGGACAUUUUCAGUAUAAUUCUGUGAGCCUUGGUUUUGCUUUGUGGGGAGUACUUUUCCUCUCCUACGAUUUGGAUGUUUGGGGUGCAAUAGCAUUUUGCCUUGCUCUUAACUACAAACAAAUGGAGCUCUACCACUCCCUGCCUUUCUUCUGCUAUCUCUUGGGAAAGUGCUUCAAAAAAGGCCUGAUGGGGAAAGGAUUAUUGUCGUUAAUGAAGCUGGGGUUUACCGUAGUUAUUUCCUUUGCUUUCUGUUGGCUCCCAUUUUGCACGGACAUCAGGCAAAUUUUGCAAGUGCUCAGGAGGCUCUUUCCAGUUGAUCGAGGUUUGUUUGAGGAUAAAGUAGCCAAUAUUUGGUGUACCAUAAGUGUCUUUUUCAAAAUAAAGACAAUUCUAUCAGCAGAAACCCAAUUUAAAUUAAGCUUGGUUUUAACAUUCCUGGCCAUACUUCCAAGCUGCAUAAAAUUAACUCUGCAGCCUUCUCAUGGGGGAUUUAAAUACAGUCUGGUUUGCUGUGCAUUAUCCUUCUUUCUGUUUUCAUUCCAAGUGCACGAAAAGUCUAUUCUUCUGGUUUCAAUACCAGUCUGCUUACUUAUAAAUGAAAUCCCCUUUAUGUCUGCAUGGUUUUUGCUCGUUUCAACAUUUAGCAUGCUACCACUUCUCCUGAAGGAUGGCCUGCUUUUGUCUUAUAUUGUGACAACACUGGCUUUUCUCAUGGUGUGUGGAGCUUCUUUUUCAAUACUUGAAAAGACCUCUGAAGCUGAUCUAAAGCUGAAAAUGUUUUCCGCUUCUAUUAGAAAUUACAUUCCUUGGUUUAAAAUAUUCCCAAAGACUAUGAAAUAUUUGUUUCUGGUUUCAAUAACUGUGAUGUGCAUCCUGACUUUAAUGAGUGCCACACUGGAUCCUCCACAGAAGCUGCCAGAUUUAUUUCCUCUAACUGUCUCCGUUGUAUCCUGCUUGCACUUUCUAUUCUUCUUGCUAUAUUUUAAUGUCAUUGCAAUAUGGGAAUCAAAAAGUAGCCCAAAUCUGAAAAAAACCAAUUAGUUUGAACCAACCUGCAAAACUGAUGGCUAAUAUUUUAAAUAUUGGAACUCUUCAGUUGCUUCCUUGUUUUAUGUAUUUUCUGUGGAAAUCCAGACUCAAAAUGUUUACAAUUAAUUUUGUGCUGUUUCAAGAAUGCAAAUAGCCAUACCUCUAAAUGGUUAGAAAUGAGCUCUCUGCAGUAUGUAUGCAAUAAAAAAAGUAAUACGUGAUUUGUUCAAAAGAAAAAGCUACUCAUAUUUUUAUAUGAAAAUAAUAAAGGAACGACUUCUCAACCUC
Molecule: messenger RNA, 1904 nt
Organism: Anolis sagrei ordinatus
Lineage: Eukaryota; Metazoa; Chordata; Lepidosauria; Squamata; Anolidae
Source: RefSeq, a predicted model, not a curated record